AUGAAACUGGUAGUGGAGGUUAUUAAUGCUCAUGAUCUUAUGCCAAAAGAUGGUGAGGGAUCAUCAAGUCCCUUUGUGGAAGUCGACUUUGAAAACCAGCUAAGUAGAACCAGAACUGUCCCAAAGAACCUUAACCCCACUUGGAAUCACAAACUAGUCUUUCAUUUAGAUGCAACCAAACCUUACCAUCGCCAAACUAUUGAAGUCUCAGUCUACAACGAGAGGAGACCUAUUCCUGGCCGAAACUUCCUUGGUAGGGUAAGAAUUCCUUGCUCUAAUAUUGUCAAAGAAGGUGAGGAAGUGUAUCAGAUUUUCCCACUUGAAAAGAAGUGGUUUUUCUCAUCUGUUAAGGGUGAGAUUGGCCUAAAAAUAUACAUUGCAUCAGAGUCCAAACCUAAAGAUAUUUCUCCUAUCUUCCCUUCAGAACUAGAAAAACUCUCACCUUCUACUCCACCACAAGUACCAGAAUCCACUAUUACUAACCUUCCUCCUCCUCAUUGUACUCCCUCUGUUACAGAAAAUUCAAGCCUAACUGACACAGACAAAACAUUAGAAGCUGAUCCCGGAUUAGAGGGUCCUGCAUUUGAUGCCCCAGAAACAACCAGAGAAGAAGCAGAAAAAGUAUAUUCUGUUGCUGUGUCAAAUGACUCUGCUGCAGAAGCUCAACCUAGUGGCAUUGAUAUUGAUCAAGUGCCAAAGAAAGAAAGCAAAGAACUUGUCCAAGAGAUAUCCCAACAGCUAGACAAACACCAAGUUCUCCAGCAGCCAAGGAUUUUAGUAGAGAGACAACCACAAGGUACACCACUCACAAUGCACCCAGUUGAUCCCCAAGUACAUGCUAGUGAUGAUGAAAACUACAAUCUCAUGGACACCAACCCACAGCUUGGUGAGCGGUGGCCUAGUAAUGGAAGAGGGUUGGUGAGUGGUGGUGAAAGAUUCACAAGCACAUAUGACCUUGUUGAGCAGAUGUUUUAUCUGUAUGUUCGUGUCGUGAAAGCGAAAGACCUUCCCUCAAGCAACAUCACCUCAAGCUGUAAUCCUUAUGUGGAAGUGAAGCUGGGGAACUACAAAGGAAGAACAAAGCACUUUGAGAAGAAAUUGAACCCAGAGUGGAACCAAGUGUUUGCUUUCUCCAAAGACCGCAUUCAAUCUUCUGUUCUAGAAGUCUUUGUGAAAGACAAGGAAAUGGUUGGUAGAGAUGAUUAUCUUGGAAGGGUGGUUUUUGACCUCAAUGAGGUUCCAACAAGAGUUCCACCAGAUAGCCCACUGGCCCCUCAAUGGUACAGACUCGAGGACUUAGGAGGAGAAGGUAAGGUCAGGGGUGAUAUUAUGCUUGCAGUUUGGAUGGGAACACAAGCUGAUGAAGCUUUCUCAUAUGCUUGGCAUUCUGAUGCUGCCACUGUGUAUGGGGAAGGUGUUUUCAACGUCAGAUCAAAGGUUUAUGUGUCACCAAAGCUGUGGUAUCUUAGAGUCAAUGUCAUUGAAGCUCAAGAUGUGAUAUCUAGAGACAGAAACCGCUUACCAGAGGUUUUUGUGAAAGCUCAAGUGGGGUGCCAAGCACUGAAGACCAAUAUAUGUCCCACUAGAACAACUACUCCACUUUGGAAUGAAGAUUUAGUUUUUGUAGCUGCUGAACCAUUUGAGGAGCAAUUGACAAUUACAGUGGAGGAUCGUGUGCACCCUUCAAAAGACGAGGUACUUGGGAAAAUAAGCUUGCCAUUGACCCUCUUUGAGAAGCGGCUGGACCACAGGCCAGUUCAUUCUCGCUGGUUCAAUCUUCAGACAUUUGGUUUUGGAGUGUUGGAAGGUGAUAGGAGGAAUGAGCUUAAAUUUUCAAGCAGGAUUCACCUGAGAAUUUGCCUUGAAGGUGGAUACCAUGUCCUAGACGAAUCCGCAUUGUACAUAAGUGAUCAAAGACCAACAGCAAGACAAUUAUGGAAGCAGCCUAUUGGGAUACUUGAAGUAGGCAUCUUAGGAGCACAAGGGCUUCUCCCAAUGAAGAUGAAGGAUGGCCGUGGCAGCACAGAUGCAUACUGUGUUGCAAAGUAUGGUCAGAAAUGGGUCCGAACUAGAACACUUGUGGACACUUUUAGUCCAAAAUGGAAUGAGCAAUACACAUGGGAGGUUUAUGAUCCUUGCACUGUGAUAACAUUGGGGGUUUUUGACAAUUGCCAUUUAGGUGGAGGGGAAAAAGCUCCUAGUGGCAGUGCAGCCCGAGAUUCUAGAAUUGGAAAGGUAAGGAUUCGGCUCUCAACACUUGAAGCUCAUAGGAUUUACAUAAAUUCUCAUCCACUUCUUGUUUUACACCCACAUGGAGUUAAGAGGAUGGGUGAGCUUCAGCUAGCAGUGAGGUUUACUUCACUCUCACUAGCUAAUAUGGUUUACAUUUAUGGCCAACCCAUGCUUCCCAAGAUGCACUACUUACAUCCUUUCACAGUUAACCAAAUUGACAAUUUAAGAUACCAAGCCAUGAAUAUUGUAGGUGCGAGGCUUGGCCGAGCUGAACCCUCUCUAAGGAAGGAGGUGGUGGAGUACAUGCUGGAUGUUGAUUCUCAUAUGUGGAGCAUGAGAAGAAGCAAAGCUAACUUCUUUCGCAUCAUGUCCCUUCUUUCUGGUAUGAUCACAAUGGGACGAUGGUUCAGUGAUGUUUGCUAUUGGAAGAAUCACAUCACAACAAUUCUAGUUCACAUUCUUUUCCUGAUACUGAUAUGGUACCCAGAAUUGAUACUACCAACUGUGUUUCUCUACAUGUUCUUGAUUGGUCUGUGGAACUAUAGGUUCCGUCCUAGACACCCUCCUCACAUGGAUACUAAACUCUCAUGGGCAGAAGCUGUUCAACCAGAUGAACUUGAUGAAGAGUUUGACACAUUCCCAACUUCAAAAUCGCUUGAUGUAGUGAGAAUGAGGUAUGACAGGCUUAGAAGUGUUGCAGGUAGGAUUCAGACAAUUGUUGGGGACAUAGCUACACAAGGGGAGAGAUUUCAGACUCUACUGAGUUGGAGAGACCCCAGAGCAACCUGCAUUUUUGAAGUAUUCAGCUUUUGUGCAGCUGUUGUUCUCUAUGCAACACCAUUCAGAGUGGUGGCUCUGGUAACAGGUUUGUAUUAUUUGCGACAUCCAAGGUUUAGGAGCAAGCUACCAUCUGUGCCAAGCAAUUUCUUCAAGAGGCUCCCAGCUAAAACAGAUAGUUUACUGUGA
Molecule: messenger RNA, 3198 nt
Organism: Gastrolobium bilobum
Lineage: Eukaryota; Viridiplantae; Streptophyta; Magnoliopsida; Fabales; Fabaceae
Product: FT-interacting protein 1-like
Exons: 2
Coding region: 1-3198 (1065 amino acids)
Source: RefSeq, a predicted model, not a curated record